CUAAAACACCAGGCGUAAGAGAUCAAAUAUCAUCAUCUUUUGCUUCGAGCUCUAGUCUCUAAUUUCCUUCCUUUCUAGACUUGCAAAGUACAUAGUAGUAGGCGAAGCCCUGGUGGCAUGGUAUUUUUGUUCAAUUCUCUAGUAAUUCGGGUAGGCCAUUGUAUGGUUUUUCAUUUUGUAUCUCAUUCUUAAUCCCCUUGCCCUGCUGCUUGGCUUCGCACGUUUCUCCCAUUUCGGAGCCAUCCGACAAGAAAAAGCGGUAGCGUAUUAGUUUGGAUCUUUUUGAUUUUUUGUUUUGACGAGCCCGGCGCUUAAGUCCCUUUCUACCUUCCAAUAGUCCGUGCUGAGCUUCGUAUUAUUUUCCGUUUACUCCUCUUUUCAUAAUUACUACUUUCGCUUCAUUUCGCUAUAUUCUAUUCUCCCUUUUCGGAUUGCUGGUCAAGGUGUGUAAGUGCUGUCGCGCUAACCCUCGAAGCCGAAUUUUUGAUAUUAUUAUAUUCUUUUUGCCUCUUUUUUGUUGUUUAACAACCCACACACUCGUUCGUCGACUACGACAGCCUAAAAUUUACUAUACGAGACGCCGGUCGUCGAUAACACUUCGAAAAUACUAUUACGCUUACUAGGGGGGAAUAGAAGGAGAGAGAAAGUACCUCGUGGACUAGGAGACGGGAACACUAGGUAGCCGUGGAUUUCCACCGAAAUUGCAGGGACGUCCGCUUUCGCGCAAACAGAUCAAGAUGGUGAACAAGGUGCUUGCGACCUUCGUGACCAUGGACAUUUUGUUCGUGGCCAUGGGGGCUAUCAUGUUGGGAUUUUCAGUUAUCGUCCAGCAAACGUGUUUCGAUACGCCGACAGAAGGAAACGAAGCAGCUCGAGACUUACUUUAUCGGAGAUUCCCUUUUACAGCUGGAAUUGUUAAUGCCGUCUUCAUUUUCGUUACCUUCUUAACUACGCUCCCCGCACUGGCAACGAACAGCAGGAGUUGGUUGAAGGUUGCUGUUUGGAUGGUCGUUGUGGAUGCCGUCUUCACCAUGGCUAUCGGUUUGAACUUAUGGAUUCUCACAUUAAGAAUGAAGGAAGCAUUCCUCGAGAUCUGGCUUUCGCAACCGCCUCAAGUGCAAGAUCUCAUGCAAACAGCCUUUUCCUGCUGCGGCUUCAACAACAGCACUUCCCCAGCUUUCGUCACCGAUGCGAUUUGCCCCAGCCCUGCUGCUGCUGCCCUUAUGCGAGGUUGCUCUACCCCCUUAACUUCGUUUGGAAACACAUUCGUGGACAACAUUUUUACCGCUAUGUUUGGCAUGGUCGGUAUCGAUGCUGUUUUAGUUAUGUCUAUCGCCUGUCUAUUGAAGGACCGAAAGGAGCGUGAACGGUACCGCGAUAUCGAUGAGAAGAGUGGUGCGCGAGGCACUUUCUAAACUAGCUGGCUUGGUUAAGAAGGUCUCUUUGAAAAUACCGUGCCGGAAAGAACUCGAGAAGUUCGCUUAAUAUGCUGAUAAUUUGGCGAAGCAGCUGGGAGUCCCCCAAGAUCUGCUGGGCUGCUCUGUUCGAGUAGGUCCUUAUUGUGAUUUAGACCAAUUGUUAAUAGCGGCUUUUAUAUCUGAGUAUCAUGCAUGCUUUCAGCGUUUUCUAUGUAUUCAAAAUUUAUGUUUACGAUAGUAUUUUUGUAGUAUAUUCUCUAGCCGUGUAAGCACGAUACAUAUUUACUUCAACGUCAGUUUGGUCCUCUCAUCCUGUAAUUGCUAUAUAGUUCUAAGAGUUGGUGUGAUAAAUGUUGGUCGAAGUUGUGACUACACCUUGAAGGUGGUUUAAAGGGGACUACGCUCUAGGCAUAGCAAUUUCAAUCAUGUCAAUUACUUCAAACACAGCAGCAUGUGGGGAAACUAUUUAUUCUCUACACUAUUAUGCAAGAAUCAACAGUGAAGUAUGGCAACAUUCCAAAAUCCUUCAUAGCUC
Molecule: messenger RNA, 1953 nt
Organism: Daldinia caldariorum
Lineage: Eukaryota; Fungi; Ascomycota; Sordariomycetes; Xylariales; Hypoxylaceae
Exons: 2
Coding region: 738-1415 (225 amino acids)
Cellular component (GO): membrane
Source: RefSeq, a predicted model, not a curated record